AUGUCAACCCCUAUCCUUCCUCACGCCCCUCCUCGGUGGCCGUGCAGAGGGGAUGGGAUGGGAGGCAGCAGUGCAGCAGACUUGAAUCGCUGCCACAAGGGAGAGUAUGGGGGUGGGCUUGGCCUCUCAAGCUUGAGUGUCUUAUCUGCGUCUGCCAAACUACCAACUUCUCCUGCCCUUCCUCCAUCUGCUGCCCCUCCUUCCCCCUCUCUUGCCCUCCCGCCUGAGAGUGUGAUCACUGGAGCAAGGGCGGAGAGUGGAGUCCACCCUCUCACUCACCUCCUCCUCUCUCCCUUUUCCCUUCUCUCCCAGCAGCAACCUGCUUGGAUCACAGUGGAGCCCUGCCCUCUGUUAAUCCCCCCACCCUCACUCCCCACUACCCAGCAGCCUCAGGUAUCAUGGCGCCCUGCUCGGCUGCGGUAA
Molecule: messenger RNA, 423 nt
Organism: Closterium sp. NIES-65
Lineage: Eukaryota; Viridiplantae; Streptophyta; Zygnematophyceae; Desmidiales; Closteriaceae
Source: the annotation of a GenBank genome assembly